GUAGUAUUUCUACAUCAUAGCAAAAGGACAUUAGUGCAAUGUUGUGGUCAGCUACAGCUAGGCUGAGUGCAAAUCCAUCGCCCUUACAUCUGCCUGUUUUCAACCAGUCUAUUACAGUCCUUGGAAAAUCCAAACCCAGCAGAGUCUGUUGCUCUCCCUCUCGCGCAAUGGAAACCAACGACGACACCUCCAAAGCUAAGGGCUUAAGCUUUGAUGAUUUCCUCAGCAAGAAGCCCUACUCUCCUCCUACUUGGGCCUCCCAUCUCAAACCAAUCCCUUCCCAUGUCUUCUCCCUCGCCCAUCUUCCUACUCCAAUUCACAAGUGGAAUCUGCCUAAUUUGCCCCAAAACACGGAAGUUUGGUUGAAGCGUGACGAUCUUUCAGGUAUGCAAUUGAGCGGUAACAAAGUAAGGAAAUUGGAGUUCUUAUUGGCGGAAGCAGUGGCACAGGGUGCUGAUUGCAUCAUUACAAUCGGCGGCAUCCAAAGCAACCACUGCCGCGCCACCGCUGUCGCUGCUAAGUAUUUGAAUCUAGACUCCUAUCUCAUACUCCGCACCUCUAAGCUUCUUGUUGAUAAAGAUCCCGGAUUGACUGGAAAUCUGCUGGUGGAGCGUUUUAUGGGCGCUCAUAUUCAACUUAUUUCAAAAGAAGAAUAUGCAAAAAUAGGGAGUGUUGCCCUUACUAAUGUUUUGAAAGAACAAUUGUUAAAGGAAGGCCGGAGGCCUUAUGUUAUUCCUGUUGGUGGAUCAAACUCCCUGGGUACCUGGGGAUAUAUUGAGGCAAUGAGGGAAAUUGAGGAGCAACUUCAGAUAAGAAGCAACAGAGUAAAAUUUGACGAUAUUGUUGUAGCAUGUGGCAGUGGUGGUACCAUUGCUGGUCUUUCAUUGGGAUCAUGGCUUGGAGCCUUGAAGGCAAAAGUUCAUGCAUUUUGCGUUUGUGAUGAUCCUGAUUACUUCUAUGACUUUGUUCAAGACUUGAUUGAUGGACUUCAAGCAGGUGUUAAUGCACGUGAUAUUGUCAGCAUUAUAAAUGCUAAAGGACUGGGUUAUGCAAUUAACACUUCUGAGGAGCUUAAAUUUGUGAAGGAAGUUGCUGCUGCAACGGGUGUUGUUCUUGACCCUGUAUACAGUGGGAAAGCUGCUUAUGGGAUGAUGAAAGAUAUGGCUGAGAAUCCAAACAAGUGGGAGGGGAGAAAGGUCCUCUUUGUACACACAGGUGGACUCCUUGGGUUGUUUGACAAGGUUGACCAAAUGGCCCCCUUGGUGGGGAACUGGCAGCGAAUGGAUGUCAAUGAAUCUAUUCCUAGGAAAGAGGGUAUCGGGAAAAUGUUCUAAAGAGAGCAGUGUGACAUCUUACACUGUUCUGUUUAAUAGACACCGGUUGUCCAGAUUGGUGUGUGGCAAAUGUAUGACUACAUACAUACAUACAUCAAGGAACAUCCACUGUAAUUUUUAUGGCACCAAACUUAUUUAUUUUGAAGAUGGGAUUUAAUAUUUCAUUUUCAGAUAUACAAGGAUAUUAAGUUGAAGUGUGGGUGGUAGUCUUUUUCAUGUCUUAUGUAAAUACUGAAAAUCAUCAAUAGAGGCUCUGAUGCAUCUGCUCUA
Gossypium raimondii (Peruvian cotton) is the source of this 1604-nucleotide messenger RNA. RefSeq names its product bifunctional D-cysteine desulfhydrase/1-aminocyclopropane-1-carboxylate deaminase, mitochondrial. Lineage: Eukaryota; Viridiplantae; Streptophyta; Magnoliopsida; Malvales; Malvaceae. Gene Ontology annotation, molecular function: D-cysteine desulfhydrase activity. The record is from RefSeq and is a predicted model, not a curated record. The transcript has 10 exons. The coding region runs from base 39 to 1334 and encodes 431 amino acids.